Molecule: messenger RNA, 1502 nt
Organism: Morus notabilis
Lineage: Eukaryota; Viridiplantae; Streptophyta; Magnoliopsida; Rosales; Moraceae
Exons: 7
Coding region: 39-1271 (410 amino acids)
Biological process (GO): chloroplast fission
Source: RefSeq, a predicted model, not a curated record
UAUCAUCGAUCAGCCUAAUCCAAAGCUCGUACUUUUCAAUGGCUUCCAUUUGCUGCCACUCAGUUUCUUUCCCUCCAAUACACAAUUUACCCAAAGCCAGCGUGGUCCGAACCUUCUCCACAAUUCUUCCCAAAUCUACGCCAUUCUCUCGACAGAUUCUCAAGUUAUGGAGCUCCGGAAUCCGAGCCACGAACUCACGGGCUUCCUCCACAGUCCGCGACGGCGAAGAAGCUCGGAAACCCAGCGAGGAAUCCAUGAGUAUCGACAAUCUUCAUAGCUUCUUCAAUCUCAAUUUGGGCAAAUGGAACGGUUCUUUCUUUCAAUUUGAUGCUGACGGGAGACUAUUGCAUAAAGUGAAUACGAAGCUUGCGGUUAGUACUUAUGGUGAAGAUGAACUCAUCAGCCUUAUUCAAACAUUAUACAUCAAACAACCUCCAUCAAGUACUUCAUUUGAUGAUGAUGAUGAUGACGAGGUCCAAUGGGCAGAAUACAAAAUCAAAGAAACCAACAUGUUUACUGUAGACACAUAUCAACAGAUUGGCAUCUUCCCAAACGAGAGAGCUUUUUCUCUGAGGUACCAAACAGCUGGCAUGUUGGAAACUGUUCUAAGACAAGGGGUUCUAGGAGAAGAUGAUACAGGUGAAGAAUCACCAAGAAAUCUCAAGCUUCCUUCCCGACGCCCUUCUAUAGUAUGCGAAAACUGCCUGUACUCGCUGGAGAAAGAUAUGCGAGUAAGAGCAUUCCAUAUCAUGGACCCAAAAGGUGUUAUAGAAAUGCUUCUGGUCUUCCUCGAGGAAAGAGGUGAAGGGUUGGUUUCCCAUCCUUCACUUGUUCAAAAUGCGGACAACUCAAAUAGGAUUUUACCGUUUCUUGGCAAGUGGAAAGGUCACUCUGUAACAAAACGGAGUGGUGUUUAUGGAUCAACAAUUGCCGAAGCUGAUACGGUCUCAUCACUUGAAAUGGAUGACAAGGGUCAACUCAUUCAGGACAUUGCUUCAACGUCUAGUGGCAUCACCACUAAUGUGCCUUGGACUGGCAUCAUGUUGAACAAUUUAGUAAUCUUCGAUGGAGGUUACCAGAUAACGCUGUUGCCUGGUGGUAUGUACAUGGGAUGCCCGUGCGAUGUGGCAAAGAGUGUGGCUGAGUCAAAGUCAUUCCAUUUGGAGUUCUGCUGGCUUGAGUCACCUGGCAAGAGACAGAGACUAGUUCGCACCUAUGAUGUGGAAGGCUUGGCCGUCUCAUCUACUUAUUUCUAUGAGACUAAAUUGUGAGGCUCUCAUUUCUGUUUCAUGUCUUGAUUUGCUUCUCACAAUAGAAGUUAGUUUCUGCCAUUUUCUUCCUUGCAUAAUUCUGCAAGAAACCCUUCUGACAUGUUAUGCCACGUUCAACCUGUGGACUGGCCUUGUUAAAGUUUUUGCUUUUGUAGGCAUUGUUAGAAAUUAAUGAGUUCUCAAUACUGAGAUCAAAACAUUUAACCCAAAAAUACAUUAUCAAAUUGGAUU